Molecule: messenger RNA, 1053 nt
Organism: Colius striatus (speckled mousebird)
Lineage: Eukaryota; Metazoa; Chordata; Aves; Coliiformes; Coliidae
Gene: MXD3
Product: MAX dimerization protein 3
Exons: 5
Coding region: 1-633 (210 amino acids)
Biological process (GO): regulation of transcription by RNA polymerase II
Molecular function (GO): protein dimerization activity; DNA-binding transcription factor activity, RNA polymerase II-specific; RNA polymerase II cis-regulatory region sequence-specific DNA binding
Source: RefSeq, a predicted model, not a curated record
AUGGAGCCGGCGGCCACCAGCAUCCAGGUGCUGCUGCGGGCGGCCGAGUUCCUGGAGCGGCGGGAGCGCGGGGCCGCCGGCGCCUGCUCUCUGCCGGGCCCGGCCGAGGCCGAGCACGGUUACGCCUCGCUGUGCCCCGCGCGGUCCCCAGGCGGUGGCAACAGCCGGUACGGUAGGUUUCCAUCUCCGGCGGUGGGUUUCUCCCGCAGGUCAGUGCACAACGCGCUGGAGAAGCACAGGAGAGCCCGGCUCCGGUGCUGCCUGGAGCGGUUGCAGCAGCAGGUGCCCCUGGGUGCGGGGUCAUCCCGUUCCACUAUGCUGAGCCUCCUGCACCGUGCUCGGCUUCACAUCCAGAGGCUGGAGGAGCAGGAGCUGAGGGCACGGAAGGCCAAGGACCAGCUGCGGAACCAGCAGCAGAACCUGCGCCGGCGGCUGGAGCAUCUGUUCUCACCCACCAGUGGGGAGCGGCCACGGGCAGACAGCCUGGACUCAUCCCAGCUGUCAGAACCCUCAGAGGGAGGUGAGCGAGGGGAAUGGAGGAUAGAGGUGGAUGGUGUGGUGUUCGGUGGGGACUUUGGCUUCAGCACCGGGAGGGACCACAGCUACUCCAACCCCCGCGGCCCUGCAGCUUGAUGGCACCCACUGCCUUCCCUGCACUGCCUGCCUUCCUCCUCCCUGCCUGUCGCAGCCUCCACCAGCCUCAUCGUGGCUAUUGGGCAAGGGGCAAGCACCCAGCUUUGGCCCCUCCACUGGGCCCCUGGGUAGCUGGGCUGCUGAGCAGCACCGGCCAGAGUGCUGGCACGGCACUGUGGCACCUGGAAUGCACUGCAAGAGCUGAUGGAAGAGGGCCUGGCUGUCACAGGGACACCCUGCCUCCUGCUAGGCAGGCUGGGGGGCUGCCCAACACGGAUGUGGGGCAGCACCAACCCCAGCACACACAUCCCUGGAAAGCCAGGAAGGGGAAACAAGUACAUUAAGCAACCUGCCUUCAUGCUCCCGCAGCUGCCUCCCUCUUCUUUUGUACAUACUCAACACUAUCCUAGUAAAGGCACU